Messenger RNA from Paramormyrops kingsleyae, 3677 nucleotides. It is a transcript of the gene slc9a5, whose product is annotated as solute carrier family 9 member A5. NCBI's taxonomy places the organism in Eukaryota, Metazoa, Chordata, Actinopteri, Osteoglossiformes, Mormyridae. Gene Ontology annotation, biological process: regulation of intracellular pH; proton transmembrane transport; potassium ion transmembrane transport. Gene Ontology annotation, molecular function: potassium:proton antiporter activity; sodium:proton antiporter activity. Gene Ontology annotation, cellular component: plasma membrane. The record is from RefSeq and is a predicted model, not a curated record.
CCUCUGCUGGAAGCGGACGCCAAGGUGCUGGCGCUGUGAGCCGGCGGCUCGGUACGUGCUGUCCCCGUGUCCCUUAGGACGUAUAUAAAAGAGCGUGAGAUGGCAGCUCGCUGAGGACACGCUGAAGAUGCUCUUUGUCACUCCGCUCCUGCUGGUGACGGCUGUCGGGGUAGCUGCGGCUGACCUUUACGGAACUGAAGCGUCCGUCCGUCCGGAGACGGCUGUCAGCGCUGCCCCGCCGGCGACCCUCUCAGCGUCCCCUGCAGCCUCUCCUUACCCUCCCGAAGAGUACGCCGAGGCUGGCAUUGCUUUAGCCAGAUCCGCCGAUGCGCACGACCCCGUCGAGACCACUGACAGCGGCGAUGCGUCUCAUCACGGCGGUGGCUAUAAGAUUGUACAGUGGGAAUGGAGCUAUGUCCAGACACCUUAUAUUAUUGCAAUUUGGAUCCUGGUGGCAAGUGUUGCAAAAAUACUGUUCCACUUCUCCCAGCGUGUCACCACUGUCGUUCCGGAAAGCUGCUUGCUCAUCCUUCUGGGCCUGGUUCUGGGCGGGGUCGUGCUCAUUGCGAGCAAGAAGCAACUGUACCAGCUGGAGCCUGGCCUGUUCUUCCUCUUCCUGUUGCCCACCAUCGUUGGGGAUGCUGGCUACUUCAUGCCCAGCCGGCUCUUCUUCGACAACUUGGGCACCAUCCUGGUGUACGCUGUGGUGGGCACCCUCUGGAACGCUUUUUGCACGGGGUUCUCCCUCUAUGGCAUGAAGCUGGCUGGUAUUAUCGAUGAAAAAGUGGAGGGUGGCAUGAUGGAGUUCCUGCUGUUUGGUGCACUCAUCUCGGCGGUGGACCCUGUGGCGGUCCUGGCCGUGUUCGAAGAGGUCCACGUCAACGAGACGCUCUUUAUUAUCGUUUUCGGGGAGUCUCUGCUCAACGAUGCCGUCACUGUGGUGCUGUACAAGGUUUUCAUCUCCUUUGUGGAGGUAGGACCUGGGAAUGUGCAGACAGCUGAUUAUUUUAAAGGAGUGGCCUCCUUCCUUAUCGUCAAUGUCGGGGGCACCCUGGUGGGCCUCAUCUUUGCCGUGUUGCUGGCCUUCGUCACACGCUUCACCAAGCGGGUGCGCAUCAUCGAGCCGCUCUUCAUCUUCCUGCUGGUGUACCUGGCCUACCUGACGGCCGAGCUCUUCUCCCUUUCCGCCAUACUGUCGAUGACUUUUUGCGGCAUAGGGUGUAACAAAUAUGUGGAGGCCAACAUUUCCCAGAAGUCUCGGACCACCGUGAAGUACACGAUGAAGACCCUGGCAAGCAUCGCAGAGACCAUCAUCUUCAUCUUCCUGGGCAUCUCCGCAGUGGACAAGUCAAAGUGGGCCUGGGAUACAGGCCUGGUAUCCUGCACGCUCAUCUUCAUCUUUGUCUUCAGAGCCUUAGGUGUCAUUGGGCAAACCUGGGUGCUGAACUGGUUUCGGCUGGUCCCACUGGAUAAGCUCGACCAAGUGGUGAUGUCGUACGGUGGCCUGAGGGGCGCUGUUGCAUUUGCAUUGGUGGUGCUGCUGGACGGCCAUAAGGUGAAGGCCAAGGAUUACUUUGUGGCCACGACGAUUGUGGUGAUCUUUUUCACGGUGAUGUUCCAGGGUCUGACCAUCAAGCCGCUGGUCAAGUGGUUGAAAGUUCCCCGCAGCACCAACAGCAAGCCCACCAUCAACGAGGAGAUCCACGAGAGGGCCUUUGACCACAUCCUGGCUGCGGUGGAGGACAUUGCUGGACUCAAUGGCUAUCACCACUGGAGAGACAAGUGGGAACAGUUUGACAAGAACUACCUAAGUAAGCUGCUGAUGCGGAAGUCUGUGUAUCACAAGGGCGAGCUCUGGGAGGUGUAUCAGAAGAUCAACAUUCGGGACGCCAUCAGCGUCAUUGAUCAGGGUGGUAAUGUGCUGUCAUCUGCCAGACUAUCUCUGCCUUCCAUGGCCAGCAGAACGUCCUUCUCUGAGGUCACCAACGUCACCAAUUACCUGCGGGAAAACGGCAGCGGGGUAUGCCUGGACCUGCAGGUGAUCGACACGGUGUCGGGUGGGAAGGUGGAAGAGGAGACGGAGACGCACCACCUCCUAACCGGAAACCUGUACAAGCCUCGGAGGAGGUACCAUGCCCACUACAGCCGGCACUUUAUGACCGUGGGGGAUAAGGAACGCCAGGACCGGGAGGUGUUCCAGAGGAACAUGCGCAGCCGCCUCGAGUCCUUCAAAUCCACACGGCACAAGGCCAAGGGGCGGCACAAGAAAGAGCGCAGCCAGAAGAAGAGAAAAGGUUCGGAUGCAAAAGAGCAAGAGGUCAACGGAAAACCCAGGAGAAACGUCAGCUGGCAGGACACAGAUCCUGUGACAGCCCCCGUUGACUCACCAGAGGAGAGGAGUGAGGAAGAAGCUGACAAGGACGAGGACGUGGGCAUCACCUUUGUGGCACGCAAGCACGAGACUCUUAAGGAGCCCCUCAAAGAACGGCCAAAGUCAGAUAUGUUGGAAGUAUAUCAGAGCCUAGCAGUCAUUCCCCCGUCUCCAACCUGCGCAGAGAAGCACCUGCCCUGGAAAGGGGGAGGUGGUACCCUCCCAGUGUGUGUCUCGAUGGAGACCACCAAGAUCAUUCCCAUUGACCUUCAGCAAGCCUGGAACCAGAGCAUCUCCUCCCUGGAAAGCCUAGCCUCGCCUCCAGUGCAGGCUGAACCGCAGCACCCACGUGUCCGGGCCCUUAGCAGGGCAGAGGCGGCCCGCGGGGGUAACAGUGGGGGCAGUGACAGUGGUGGGAGUGGCCCAGCCCAGGACCCUCGAUUCCAUUUCCCAAAUGAGGAGGAGAAUGGCCAAAGCCUCCAACAACAGGAAAGCCAGCCACUCAUGUCCUCCAUGAAACCACCUGCACCCCCCCAAGUUUCCUCUACCCAGGGCAUGGGGAGGAGACCACCAACCUUCAACAGGAACCCCUGUGUGUACCUGAGAAGCCUAGUAUCAGCAUCCCCCCCAGGCAGCGAGCCACGCAGCAGAGGGCCCACGCAGCUCUAGUCUGCCCUGCUGACCUCUUAUUCAUGACAUUCAUACCAACACCAGACUGACUGCAUGGAGAAGGUCUCUCUCAUCCAUCGCUGGAUGUCUGGACAAAGCCGGAUCUAGGCACAGACAAAACUAGGCAGUGACCUAAGGCUGUCGGCAAAAUCUGCCCGCGAAACCAUUUACACUAUGUCACCUUUGUAAAUUACAAAAGACCCAAGUCUGACCCUAAACACAGAUCUCUCCAGGUCCUGUUGACCUAACUGAAGAGCAGAUUUCCAAAACUCACUCAAUCCAUGGGAUUCGUUUUCGAGAACAUUUCUGUGGGCUUUUGAGUUUUAGAUAUUUUAUGAAAGUUCUUCGUUAGAUCACAUGAGCGCUGAAUGCGUUUUGGUUCCCAGUACAGUACCUCGUGAUGAGGAAGCCGGAUUUUAGGUCAUUGGCAGUCUCAGCAACAAACAACAAAAAUGGACUGAGUUUUAGAAAUUUACUAUUCAGUUGGGUAUGUGGAUUUUAUCAUCUGUCAUAUUCAAACCUAUUCAUAUCUGACAUGUUAGUUAUUGUUGACAUACCACAGCAUAGGGCAGGUUUACAGUCACCUGACAUGGGAACUUAAUGCGGGGAACCAUAUACACAUUUAUAGAAUGUGUAC